Rhinolophus ferrumequinum (greater horseshoe bat) is the source of this 2358-nucleotide messenger RNA. RefSeq names its product peroxisomal biogenesis factor 3 (gene PEX3). NCBI's taxonomy places the organism in Eukaryota, Metazoa, Chordata, Mammalia, Chiroptera, Rhinolophidae. Gene Ontology annotation, cellular component: peroxisomal membrane. Gene Ontology annotation, molecular function: protein-macromolecule adaptor activity. The transcript is spliced from 11 exons. Gene Ontology annotation, biological process: protein import into peroxisome membrane. The record is from RefSeq and is a predicted model, not a curated record. Bases 231 to 1220 code for a protein of 329 amino acids.
GCUGCGGCGGCGCAGUGGCUGCAACAGAAAGCGCAGCUGCUCUGCUAUAGUCCACGCCCCCUUCCCGCUCCGGUGACAGUCUCUGCGGAAAGUUGGGUUUGUGAUUUCUGGAGAGCACCCAGGGGAACAGCGACGGUCCUGCCGGGUCGUCUAGGUCAGGUGACAGAGAAACGGUUUCCUGGUGAACCACCCUCCCACCCCUAGGCAGCCCGCACCCCCAGGGCCGGAAGAUGCUGAGAUCUAUGUGGAAUUUUCUGAAACGUCACAAAAAGAAAUGUAUCUUCCUGGGCACGGUCCUCGGAGUGCUGUCCAUGCUGCCCACACUGAGAGAGGCCUUAAUGCAGCAACUCAAUUCUGAGAGCCUCACAGCUCUGCUAAAAAACAGGCCUUCAAACAAGCUAGAAAUAUGGGAGGAUCUGAAGAUUAUCAGUUUCACCAGAAGUAUAGUAGCUGUAUAUAGUACCUGUAUGCUGGUUGUUCUUUUGCGAGUCCAGUUAAACAUUAUUGGUGGAUACAUUUACCUGGAUAAUGCAGCAGUUGGCAAAAAUGGCACUACAGUUCUUGCUCCGCCAGAUGUCCAACAGCAAUAUUUGUCAAGCAUUCAACAUCUCCUUGGAGAUGGUCUGACAGAAUUGAUCACUGUCAUUAAACAAGCUGUGCAGAAGAUUUUAGGAAGUGUUUCUCUUAAACAUUCUCUGUCCCUUUUGGACUUGGAGCAAAAACUAAAAGAAAUCAGAAAUCUCGUUGAGCAGCAUAAAUCUUCUUCUUGGAUUAAUAAAGAUGGAUCCAAAUCUUUAUUAUGCCAUUAUAUGAUGCCAGAUGAAGAAACUCCAUUAGCAGUUCAGGCCUGUGGGCUUUCUCCUAGAGAUGUUACCACUAUUAAACUACUCAAUGAAACUAGAGACAUGUUGGAAAGUCCAGAUUUUAGUACAGUUUUGAAUACCUGUUUAAAUCGAGGUUUUAGUAGACUGCUAGACAAUAUGGCUGAGUUCUUUCGACCUACUGAACAGGACCUGCAACAUGGUAACUCCAUGAAUAGUCUUUCCAGUGUCAGCCUGCCUUUAGCUAAGAUAAUUCCAAUAGUAAAUGGACAGAUCCAUUCCGUUUGCAGUGAAACACCUAGUCAUUUUGUUCAGGAUCUGUUGAUGAUGGAGCAAGUGAGAGACUUUGCGGCGAAUGUCUAUGAAGCUUUUAGUACUCCUCAACAACUGGAGAAAUGAUUUUUUUUUCCAACAAAAACUGGGUGGACUUCACUUUUAAAAAUAUACUGAAUAUGUCAACUAUAUAGGGUAAUGAUUUGUUACCAAAAUGCCUAAUAAAAAUAUAUUCUUAAUCAAAGUUUCAUUUCAGAAUGAAACAGAUUUGUCAUCUUAAUGUAUUUUUAAACUCAUCAACAAAAUACUUUUUGUGGGCAUAUCUGAAUGGACACAGUGCAAAUAUCAGAAUUUGUUACACCAUGGAUAUUAGCUUCAAACUGACUGAAAACUAAUGUAGAUACUUUUUUUUUAAUAUUUGAAAUUCAAUUUACUUGGACAUUAAUACUGAGGUAAAAUCGGGUGGGAAAUAGGUGUGAAGUUUGGAAAAUAUGCUAUUUAACCAAUCAUACGGUUCACCGGACUGUAGUGGACAGGUGUAAAGUACACUUUUCUCCAGUUACUCUUCAAAGGAAUCAAUUACUUGUCUUAAAUGUACCCGAUGGAGGGCUUUGCUUUUUAUGGAAAUCAGUGAAUUUACCAAUCAUGAUCAGGAUUAUUUUCCUUUACUAUUGUUAACAAUCCUUAGAAAAUUAUAUAGUGAUUUAGAGGCUAAAACUGUGUCGAUGCUGUUUACUCACAGUUAUUAACUAUAGUUUCAUUUGUAUGUAAAUAAUUUUAAUAACUUACUUUGUAUUGAUUUUGAGCACAGUGGAUAUCUUAUUGCAAUAAAAUAUUUUAGUAAAAUAUGGUUUUGUUAAUACUUUAUAGCUAUUUGUCUCAUAGCAUUUUUGCUGUUAUUUUGGGAAAAUGCUAGUUUUCAAGUUUCACUUUAACUGGUAAUAUAAUUGAUGCUUUCUUUUAACUUGUUUUAGAAAAAAAUAAAUAGCAUUUCGUUCUGAAAAAUAGUUCACUGUCUCUAGUAAAUCUGUAGUGCUGGGUUUAUAAGGGUAAUUAGAGCAGAAAUAAAUGAUGUAUCAGUAUAUUGGAUAUAUUUUCAGGAAUAUAAGAAUAUUUUCAGUAACAUCGUUUUAUGUUCCUCCAACAUAACAUAUAGCUCAAUAGUGGAAGGUAGACAAUGAAUUGUGAAGUCUCUUCUAAGGCCAGGCUAGGCCCGAAGCCAACUGCCUGGAAGUCUGUGUCUAGAAUAUUUAAAAAAUAAAAA